Psilocybe cubensis is the source of this 534-nucleotide messenger RNA. RefSeq lists its product as uncharacterized. Bases 1 to 534 code for a protein of 177 amino acids. The record is from RefSeq and is a predicted model, not a curated record. NCBI's taxonomy places the organism in Eukaryota, Fungi, Basidiomycota, Agaricomycetes, Agaricales, Agrocybaceae. The transcript has a single exon.
AUGGCGAAAGACUUACCAUUGUUAGGCGAUAAAGGCACACCAAAGUUCGAUAAGAACAAGCCAGAGGAACUACUGCGUUUCUUGGAUCAGCUUGAUGACUUAUUCAAAAAGUACAGAGUCAAGACUGACAAAGAAAAGAAGCGAGUUGUGUGUUGUUACAUAUCCCCCACUACAGAGGCAGAAUGGCGUGCAUUCAGUAUGUUCCAGAAGGGCACCUGGAAGCGAUUCAGGAAGGACCUGAUCAUGUCGUACCCAGAAGCUGUUAAUCUACAUAGAGGUUCUAUCGAUGCCUUGGACAAAAUAUGCCAAAAACAUAGUGGAAAUAACCAAAUUAAAAGUCAUGAUAGCCUAGGCUUAAUGGCUUUAGUACAAACCUUUAGAGCAGAAGCUGGGAAACUGUUACAGCCUCCCGCACUACUAUCUAACCGUGAUCUAGUAGAGCGAUUUAUCGGUUGUUUGACAACGGAGUUUGCCAGACCAAUAGGCCAGAAACUGGACUUCAAGUUGGAUACUACAAAUGUAGUCAAAACCUAG